Molecule: messenger RNA, 915 nt
Organism: Acaulospora morrowiae
Lineage: Eukaryota; Fungi; Glomeromycota; Glomeromycetes; Diversisporales; Acaulosporaceae
Source: the annotation of a GenBank genome assembly
AUGUCUUUCUACUGUUUUGAAACGAGACAAGACCGAACUUUGGCCCCUUAUCCACCACCCGAAUUUAGCCAGCAAAUUGACCGAAUGUCACCUAAAGAAAUUGUAGACCACAUAAUUGCCACCAACAUCGACCCCUCGACCCUCGUAAAGAUUGAAAAACAAAUUGCGGUACCGCUUCGUCAACUCAUCUCACCGAGGGAAAAUCGUCGCCGCAGGUGCAUCCCGAGACCACAAAACAAUUUUGUACUGUAUCGAAGAAAUUUUCAUGCGGUCAUCACGAAGGAGAGGGGGCAUGCGGUCGCCAAGAACUUUAAACUCAUCUCAAAUGAGGCGGCCAAGAAUUGGUCCGAGGAGAGUAACGAGGUUAAACAACUUUACGAAUUGAUUGCCGAUUGCGCAAAGAAAGUUCACGAUUGUACAUAUCCACAGUACGUUUAUCAACCCAAGCAUAAAUCUUCAAAAAAAGGAAACAACACCAUAUUCCGUGAGGUGACCAUGGAUACCUGCAAACAAAAGACGGAAAGAACGAAAUCUGACCCAUCGAUGACCUCGACCAUGACCACUCUAUCAAUGGACACAACGUCAUCGAAGCCCAUAUCGUCAUCUCUAAAAUCACCAUCUCAAUCUGCCGAACGUCACAUGUCAUCUGUUUCACUCAUUAAAGACGAAUCAAAAGAAUGGCGCUGGGCGCAUUGUCAGUCAGAAUCAUUCAGACAAACCCCUUCAGAUUCCUAUCAAAAACCUCCACCAUCUCAAACGUCCAGUUCAAUGCAGGGCGUCGAGAAGAUUCCCGUGCAACAACCCUCGUCAUCGACGAGACUUCUUCCGCCAAUCGACAUUCCCAUCUCUACCAAUUUUAUGGAGGGUUAUGAUAAGAACGUUUGGAGUUUGGUCAAUGGAUACACCAAUUUGUAA